Molecule: messenger RNA, 8690 nt
Organism: Bolinopsis microptera
Lineage: Eukaryota; Metazoa; Ctenophora; Tentaculata; Lobata; Bolinopsidae
Product: low-density lipoprotein receptor-related protein 1B-like
Biological process (GO): receptor-mediated endocytosis
Cellular component (GO): plasma membrane; apical plasma membrane; signaling receptor complex
Molecular function (GO): protein binding; calcium ion binding; hormone binding
Source: RefSeq, a predicted model, not a curated record
AGGAUGAAUGGAUAGAUUAUGAAAAAAUAUGAUGAUUGCUCUGCUAGUAUUCAUCUAUCAAACAUGCUCUUCUCAAGCUGUUCACAAAACAGGGUUUCCUGUGCUUGCAGUUCACGAAAAGAGUAUCAUUGCUAUCAAGGAUAAAAGUAACGAAGUACUUGCUCAAAGAAGUGCUAGUGUUGAUAGUGUACAGUUCUAUGAACUAAAUGGACAUAUUUACUUUCUAAAUAGAGAUGAAUUGAAGAAGCAGGCCCUCGACUCUUCAAUAAGUGAAACUCUUUUAUCUUUUCCUGAAACUAUGGAAGUGACCGAUCUUAUUCUUGACCCACAAACAGGUUUUCUCUUCUUCACGGAUAGUCUGAAUCAGACGAUAUACAUCUCCAAGCUGGGGGAGUACAUUAAACCCAUCAUACACUUCAAAAAGAAGCUUCAAACAGUUCGAGACAUCAAAUUAGAUACAGUGGACAUGUGGUUGUUCGUGUUAGUGCAAGUAGGUUCCGUGAGUGAGAUAUACCAGUUUGAAUAUAACGGAAACUCCCCACGAACACAACCCCUCCAACAGUUCUCCAGUACUAACUGUUUAUUUACUGUGGACUCUGUCACUAAACGACUGUACCUGUUGGAUAAAUACGAGAAGUAUGUGCACGUGCUGACCUACAACAAUACCUGGCAAAGUGCCCAGCUAGCCCCACUCUCGCUGAGUACAGUAGUGAGUGUAACGAGUAUGAGUGUUUUUAACAACACUCUCUACAUCACGGGUAGUAAGAUUAACGGGGUGUUGGUCCUGGAUCUUGUCUCUCAGCUGGAGACUUUCAUUUUACCUUAUCUUGGAUAUCUCAGUGAUCUGGUACUGAUGAUUCCUGUUGCAUUCUCGACGCCCUCCUUAUGUAGUUCCAGUUACUGUCAUCAACUGUGUUCUGGUAACCGUGGCAACACUACAACUGAUAACGAUGGUAGUGUAGAUAAGAUAGAGUGUUUCUGUGGGACUGGUUACAGUAACUCUGGUAACCCUGGUAACCCUGGUAACCCUGGUAACCCUGGUAACUCUGAUGAGAAUUACUGUCAGAUGGAUAGUACAGGAGGGCAGCUAUUCGUCUGCCAAGAUUCUGGUCUACUCGUCUCUAAAGAUGUAAAGUGUAACGGUGUGAAUGACUGCUGGGAUUACAGUGAUGAGAAGAACUGUGAAUGUGAGGGAUUCGUUUGUGAUGGACUCUGUAUUCCUUCCUCCAAUGUGUGUGACUCAGUCCCUCAAUGUCCACGUGCUGAAGAUGAACAGUGUUGUCAUGACAAUGUCACGUGUUGUCAUGGUAACGCCCCUGGUAACACCCCAUGUGAGUGUGACGAGGAGAAGGAGAUGAAGUGUGGUGGAGGAGGGUGUGUAAGUGUUGGGAGGUGGUGUGAUGGAGUACAGGAUUGUACAGACAGGAGUGAUGAACUGAACUGUGCAGAAUUCAGGGAACACUCCUUCAAGUGCUUUCACUCUAACAGUACGCGUUACAUACCGUUGCUAUGGAGAUGUGAUGGGAGAUACGACUGUUCUGACUUCUCAGAUGAAGCUCUCUGCUUGGGCGGAGGCUGCAGCCCAACACAACUGUCGUGCGAUAACGGAAGAUGUCUGGACUCUCAGUACCUGUGUGAUGGUGUCGUGCAUUGUAAAGAUAAAACCGAUGAGAUGAACUGUCAAAACGCCACUUGUCACAACGGGACGCUGCCUUGCGGGGAUGGGACCUGCUUGUCUAGCGACUUGUUUUGUAACGGUGUAGCUGACUGUAACAGCAAUACGACAUUAUUUACAGAUGAGCUCUGUGACUUCGACAAUUUGCUCUGUCCACAAUCUCAGUUUAAGUGUGAUGCGGAACAGUGUAUACCACAAGGCUGGGUCUGUGACGGAACAUCAGAAUGUACUGGUGGUGAAGAUGAGUUGAACUGCCCUGCUAUUCAAGACACUGACUCUGUAACAUGUGACAACUGUUCCUGUGACACUGACACUGACUGCUCUCAGAGCUGUAUAUCCGGGAAAUGCGCAUGUAACGAUGGUUACACCAUGUCAACCACAGACAACAAGACAUGUGAAGCGACCAGUCCUGCAACUGUGUACUUUACAACCAACAGUGGGCUCUACACCGCUCAGUUGGGAGGAGGUGUUUUCUCUGCUGUAACAUCUCUCACAUACCAGCACAGUCCUGAAAUAUCUCAUUUGAUCUGUUCUCUGAGACUGGUGUCAUCAUAAGUUAGUGGAGGUCAGAUACUGGCUAUAAAUCUGACAGGGAAACACACAGUAGAUGUUAAAGUGAAGAGAGAGAGGGAGAUCAGGAGUGUCGCUGUGGACUGGGUUAAUGAUAAUAUCUACUGGAUAGAAGAUAACACUCUAAUGAUGAGUAACACUCAGUACUCAGGACUCAGAUCCUUGAGUAGUGACGUGUCUGAUGUGAUGUUAGAUGUAAAGUACAACACUCUGUACUACACUACAACACAACAUGCUUUAGUUAGAUGUAGACUUGACAUGACAGAGUGUAACACUAUGUUACAAGAUGUAGUAAAGCUCUACCUAGACCAAGUCAGCAGGAAUAUCUACUACACUUCACUCAACAACUCUCUAUACAGACUCAGCAACACUGGGGUGUCCCAUCUUCUCACAGACUCUCUUACUACAGAUACAGUGAACCAAAUAGUGUAUUUUGAGAGCAGUGUAUACUACACUACUGGUGGUGCGCUGAGAUCCUACAACAAAUUGACUGGUAGUAACACUCCAGUAACUCUACAAUCCAACGGAACACCACUCUUUCCAGCCAGGAUAAUACUCGGCCACGCCUCACUGCAACCCUCAUCUCCAGAAUCACCCUGUAAAGCCGCGCAGUGCUCACAACUCUGUACUCAGAGUGUACCGGGUACUGCACAGUGUUUGUGUAGUAACGACUACACACUAUCAAAUAGCCAGUGUAUCUACACUGGUGAGGAGUGUAUCGGCGUGUUGAGGUGUGAUGACAGGAGGUGUAUGAGGGACGAGUCAGAGAGGUGUGACGGCUUCAGGGACUGCUAUGACGGAUCAGACGAACUGCACUGUAACACUACAUGUGGGAAGAAUGAGUGGCACUGUGAGGUGGGAGGUUGCGUGCAUAGUUCUCUGAGAUGUGACACUGCCCAGGACUGCGUGGGAGGGAGUGACGAGAGGAACUGUACCGGAUUAUGUGACAGCGGCUUCCUCUGUAACUCAGGACAGUGUAUCAACAGUAAGCUCCAGUGUAACAAACACCCUGAUUGCCCUGAUAAAAGUGACGAGGAUGUUGAGUUGUGCGGACACGCGGCGUGCGCAUCAGGCACGUUUGAGUGUGAACCUAACCACUGUAUCCCACUGAGUUGGACAUGUGACGGAUACUCGGACUGUAGCAAUGGUACUGAUGAGGUGGGGUGUGACAGUGAACAGUGUGUUGUGAGGUGUGAUGUGAGAGGGUCGGGGGAGGCGCGCUGUCUCCCCGCGAGCGCGCAAUGUAACGGUAUACCUGACUGUGAGGAUGGUACUGAUGAGACUGACUGCUCUACUGAAACUACCUGGUGUAAAGACUGGGAAUUCUCCUGUGAAGACGGGUCCGCUUGUGUUAGCUUCUUAUUAAGGUGUGACGGAGUGGCUCAGUGUAACGACAAGAGUGACGAAGCAUUGUGUGACGAGUGUAAAGAAGGUUACACGACGUGUGAUAACGGUCAGUGUGUUCACCCUCGUUACAAGUGUGACGGUAACAGAGACUGUCCCUUAGGAGAGAUGAGUACUCACAACAUAUCACUAUUGGAAUGCUCGGAAUGCUCCUCAGACCAGAUCUCCUGUGACAGCUCCUGCCUGCCUCUCCUUCUCCGCUGUGACGGUGAGAACGACUGUAGUGAUGGUAGUGAUGAGACAGACUGUGUCUCGCCACACUGUUCACCUUCCCACUUCAUGUGCUUAUCUGGAGCUUGUAUAGAUAAGCACUACAGAUGUGAUGGUAGUCGUGAUUGUAGUGAUGGGUCUGAUGAGGAUAACUGUUCUGUCUGCUCUCUCUCCCAUUUCCUCUGUGAUACUGGACUCUGUCUCGAUCAGGAGAGUGUGUGUAACGGAGUAGAUGAGUGUGGAGACGGUUCAGACGAGAGAGGGUGUGACCAGGACCCUGUUAACGAGUGUCUCUCCCGUCCCUGUGAUCUGGAACAUGGCCAGUGUGUAGAUCUGAGACUUGGCUACUACUGUUCCUGCGAUCAGGGCUACGAACUGGCCCUUAACAAGAAGUACUGUAUUGACACUGACGAGUGUGACUUGAAAGUACAUGCCAGACAGUGUACCCAGCUGUGUUACAAUACUGUGGGUGGGUUCGCGUGUGGGUGUGUAGCGGGCUACUCUCUAGAUCGUAGAGAUCAUGUGACGUGCCGCGCGGACACGCCCUUAUCUUAUCUCCUGUUAUCUCACCACUCCGUCUACUCCCUCUCUGAGGUGUCCUACUAUAACCACAGUAGAGAGCUUGUGUUGUACGACCUACCAGACUCAGUGCACCACAUAGCUACUCACAUCACAUCUACCUCCACCUUGCUCUACACUGCUGAGGGAAGCUCUAUUAAACGUUACGUCCUGCCCCCGCUCACUCUGGAUACCAGCCUAACCAAACCCACCCUGAAUAGGAGGACGUUAGAGAACGUGCACGUGUCCUCUUUAGCAGUGGACUGGAGUACAGGCAACUUGUACUGGAGUGACCCGGUUUUAGGAGAAAUAAAGCUGUACUCCCCGCCUAGUGGCCCCUCGGUUAGUGUGGUCAGUACUCACUGUGACAAAGUCAGAGGACUAGUGCUACUCCCACAGCGGGGUAAGAUGUACUUUAUACACGUGUAUCAGGGUGUAUCUCAGAUAGCAGAGACUGGACUAGAUGGAACUAGGCGGAGGAGAGUAACAGGACGGGGAGAGAUGGUCUCACACUUUGAUAUUGAUCACAUCACCACUACUCUCUACUACUUCUCAUCCUACUGUGCCGACCCUGAACAUGACUUCUGUAUGUACAAGAUUGAGCUGCAGUAUCCUACUCCUAAAACACAGCUACUGGAAAGUGGAGAUUUAAUGCCAUAUGAAAUACUGACUGGUUUCAGAGCUUUUGGAUCUCAUCGCUAUAUGGCUAUGUCCAGGCGAGGGGUGCUGGAUUGUAAACUUUACCAAGGUUGGGACUGCAGACAGCUUACUACAAACGAGACCGAAUAUACUGAUAUCCUGUUCUUAUCUCCACUCUCUCAGCCUCUUCUUGAGAACGCUUGCGGAGUAGACACGUGUGGGGAGGGGGCUGUUUGUGUAAACACAGCAGUAGAUGCAUUAGGUACUCAACUACACACUGCCUGUGUGUGUGCAGGUAAAGAUGAAGUGUACGAGAAAGGGAAGUGUAAGGCAGUGGAGAGCAGGUGUGAUGAGGAGAUCUACUUCUCCUGUCAGUCUGGAGGGUGUAUAGAGACAAGGUUUAAAUGUGACCAUGUCAGGGACUGUACUGAUGGAAGUGAUGAGAUGGGGUGUGAGGAGUUCCAUUGCAACGACCUGGUCCAAUUCUCCUGUCGUAAUGGUAACCAAUGUGUCCCUAUAGAGAGACGGUGUGAUGGUUUUAAAGACUGUGCUGAUAACUCUGAUGAAGACUCCUGUACCUCUUCUCUGUGUGCAGAGUCUGAGUUUCUUUGUAACAGCACUAAGACCUGUAUACCGGAGUUGUGGAGAUGUGAUGGAACUGAAGAUUGUUUGGAAGGGGAGGAUGAGAAGGGUUGUUGUCAUGGUAAGGAGGAGGGAUGUGAAGAGUGCAGCGGGUUCCAGUGUCUCAACAACAACAAGAGACUACAGUGUUACUCUGACAGUGUAGUGGGGGACGGUAAAGUGGACUGUUAUUACAGUGUGGAUGAGGACAAGUCUGAGAUGAGAUGUGAGGGUGGCACCUUCCUGUGCAACUCUCUGUGUUACCCUGACAACUGGCGGUGUAAUGGCGAAGUGGACUGUGGUGAUGAGGAGUCAUGUGAGAUGUCAUGUGAUCAAGAUCAUGGGUUAUUCGGGACACGGUGUGUGUCCAACUCCCUAAUGUGUGAUGGGUGGAGGGACCUAGAGGGAGGGGAGGACGAGGAGGGCUGUUUUGUGUCAUGUGACCUGAACUACCUCUCCUGUAACGGGAUGUGUGUCCCGAGUGACUCCGACUGGCUCUGUGAGGGGUAUUGUGGCGAGGAAGUGAUCAGUCUCAUCCACCAGAUCCAGAGGGGGUGCAAGUGUGGUGUCUCCCAGAGACAAUGUAAGAGCGGGAGAUGCCAGGACGCCAGUUUCUGGUGUGAUAAGGAGGUGGAUUGUUUACAUGAAGAUGAUGAGGUAUGGUGUCCAGGAUCUAACUGUGCUCCUCCUGAUUUCUGCUGUUCCUACUCCGGGAGAAUACUAAGGGACAGUGUGGGAGUGUGUGACGGUGCGGAUGACUGUUUGGAUGGGAGUGAUGAGUUGUUGUGCCCUGCAGUCUCCUAUCCUCAAUGUGCUCCUGAAGCUUACGACUGUGAAACUGAUGAGACCCUUGAGGAGAGAUGUAUAUUUGCUCCAAAGUGCGAUAACAGCACUGCGCACCAGAGACAUGUGUGUACUAACCAGCGGGACAUUAUGCGCUGUAACCAUGGAGACCCUUGCAGCGCAAAUAACGGCGGAUGCGCGCAAGUGUGUAACCCUCUCCCAGAUAACACUAGACAGUGUUCCUGUUUCCUGGGUUAUUAUCUAGACAGUGACGGACGCACGUGUAAAGAUAUAGACGAGUGUAAAGAUCCUAACACGUGUAGCCAGGUGUGUACUAAUCUGAAGGGAAGUUACACGUGCAGUUGUAUAGCAGGGUUUGUCAAGUGGGGAGGCGAUGGCAGCAGCUGUAAACUUCAGUCAGGGCCCACUCAGGUACUGAUAUCCACCGAGUUCGAUAUGAGGAUCUCAUCUCCCACCUCUCUCACCAAGGUUACCUCCGGUGAACGAGCCUCCUUCAAAUUCUCCUUCUACUCAGCAGAAAUUGGUAACUAUUACUUCGUAGUGGGGAUUGUGGACAACUACAAACUCUACAAGCUGGUGGACUCCCAAGAGGUGUUUGUAACGGAACUAGAGGGUCGUGUAGCUGAUCUGGAGUAUAACCCACUCACUAAUAACAUAGUUUACUGCAACUCUUACUCAGUUAACAUCCUGUCUCUUAACCGGACCCUCGCUUCCACCACCGUCUACACAGACAUUGUCCGGCCGGUACAAAAACUAGCUCUCAGUCCCCGGUCCGGACUCAUAUUCUACACCAGGAACUGGAUGUUGGGAGUGAUGAAGAGUGAUGGAUCGGUUAGCAAGUACCUCGCAACAGAUAACAGUGAUAUGAGGACCUACCAGUUUAAAGACGGCCGAGUAACGAGUAUUUCAGUGGACGAGCCUGCUAAAAGAGUGUACUGGUACGACUCCGAUCUCCAGCAACUCUCCUCCGCCUCCUACUCCGGUAGAAGAGUUAAAACAGUGCUCAGUAAACUAAAGCACGUGCAACAGAUCAGAGUGUUUGGGGACCACGUGAUAUACCACACAGGGAAGGAUUUAUGGAGUGUGGAGAAGAGAGGGAGGAGUGUGAGUGUGAGGAGAGAGUUCCUGUUACCUAGGUGCUCUCACAUCAGUGUAGUGACCAAGUCUCCUGCUGUCUUAGACAAGUGCAGAGAGUGUGGUGUGUGUUUGAUAGAUGAGGGAGCUGGGCCAGCUUGCUACAGUAAACAUGACAACACGUGUGAGUGUGUUAAUGGUGGCAAGUGUAAUGUCACUACUGGAGGGGAGAUGGUGUGUGAGUGUCUUCCCGGUUACCAUGGUGACACGUGUGAUUUACUGAACAAUGGGUCCAGGUCCCAUUCUUUAAUCGAUAUAGUAGUUGCGAUAGUGGUGCUUCUUUUCGUAUUAGCGUUGAUAGCGCUGUGUUUCAUAUGUAAGCGAAGAAACUUACUGUCUAAGUUCAAAGACUUUUUAACAGGUAAACUGUUCAAAGUGCCUCCUUCAGUGAGGUACAGUAGGCAUACCAGUUCAGUGACUACUAACAAUAACAGUGUAGAGUAUGGUAUUUUCAAUGAGGCCUGUGAGGAGUAUGACUUAGAAGAAAUGAACACAGACCAGUGCCAUCUUAUGGAGGAUAAUUUAGAGGAUCACGAGGAUGUCAUCUAGUCACUUAUUUGUAAUUAAAUUAAUUUAUUAUUUAUUUUUCCUGGAGAAAACUCUAACUACUUUACGUAGUUGUAAUGAUAACUUUCAAUUGUAUUUGUUUAUUACCGUCCACAAAUGCGCGCUUUCUAUGUACAGUUUAGUGUCUGACACAAAUGCACUUUUUUUCUUGAUUAUUAAUUUUAGGUUUUUAGGUUGUCUAGGUAAAUAUGGUCGCCAAGUUUCUUCCAUUUAUUAAACACAGUUGUCUAACACAAUUUAGCCCAGUAAAUGGGAUUUUGCCGUGUUUGUUUACUUUCGAAGCCAACCAACCUAUCCAGAAACCCAAUUGAUUGAAUGUCCUUUUUCAAACUUUUUGAAUCAGACACAAAGCACACAUUUCAAAGCUGAUUUAUGGUAAAGGUAAAUUUAUUUCCUCAAGUUACUAAUUGAGUAAUUGAAGGUUGGCUUCGAUCGUUAAGUUGGUUGUUUGUUAUAUUGGCUGGAUUCGCUAUUUUUAUAUUUGUCAGGAUUUUCAAUUAACUUGAUG